CACCGGUGGCAACCUGUCCCCUAACUCCCUUUGCUCAUCAAAAGACAGAGCUUGAGCUCUCUCCUCAUGGCCACCACCACUAGCACUGUGCCGUGGUAGUGGCAGCAGUAGGAGGUCACUGCACUAGCCCACAUGCCGCUGCAGUAGCUAGUCGUCGUAGCAGCAGCAGUAUACUACUAGUAGUAGCCUUCUUGGCCUUCUUCUUCUUCUUCUUGCACAGAUCUUGGGGGCGCAAUCAGCCAGUUGCAGGCUUGCAGCAGACGAACCUCGGAGAGAGAGGCCUGCGUUCUUGCGAAAGAGGAGCUAGAGCUUCAGGAUAAAGCAGACACCAAUUCCUCAAGGAAACAAGUUCUUAAAUUGACACCUCCUUCAUAAACUAUUUUAUAAAGAUUCAAAGAUAAUAGAAUAGAGAAAAUGCAUCAAGACAGUUUCAGGUCGGUGGUUUGCAGAUCCCUUUCAAAGAGUCUUUCCUCCAAAACCAAAGAGAGCAGCUACCCUGAAAUAGCUCAAUGUGCUGUCCCUUGUGUUGUCACAUUGCAACCUACGGUUUGUCGAGGCUGCCAAGGCCGGGAUUGGAGCCCAUCACAAAGCAACAGGGAGGAUAUGUCCAUGAUGUUGCAGAAAGAUUACCUGAUGGCAUCCUCGCUCUCGAGGCGCUUCGCGGAGGACCUCCUAAGAGGAGCCAUGGACCUCCAGGAUUCGCUCACGAUGCUCGAGAAGUUCCAAACUGCGUCGCGGAGCAUGAGAGUGUCAAACAAGAAGAGAAGGCCAGAGGGUUGUGAGAGAUCACCGGACACAAGUGGAUUCCGUGGAGCCCUGUCGGAAGCGUCAAACGCCAAGAAGAUGGUGGGUAGAAGCGCCAGCAGUGGAUUGGAUGGGGAAUUAACGAAUUCUACUGAUGAGCUGAAAAGAGUGAUCAAGGAUAGCUUUUACAGGAAGAACAUCUUGUCGGUAUAUCCCAAUGAUGAACAGGCUUCCAUGAGCCAGUCAUUACAUUACAUGCCAAACAAGAAUUCGUUAUCCAAGCCUAAUGAGCAGAAGAAGGCAGCACCAAGAUCAUUGCCAUCUUGUGCACCAGGGCAGUCUGAGAAGUCCAAAUCCCCAAGCUUGGUAGCAAAGCUCAUGGGCCUUGAUGGAUUGCCUACACACAAUAGCAAUACCUUCAAAAAAGACGAGUCAAUGAAGACAGUAAGUUCACCAAGGGCACUUUUUGAUAUUGAGAUGCCUAAGGUCCAGCAAAAUGAUGCUCAUAUGAGUUCUCCUUAUUCCCGAAAAAGUAAUGUUUCUCUGUAUGAUUCUACUGUGGUUAAUGAGAUUGGCUCAAUGAAAACAAUUAGGAGGGAAAAAGGCAUAGAGCAACCUCAAACCCGAGCAGCCAAGGAUAUCAAGGUUGUAUCUCACACAAGUCGAAAGCAACAAAUAAAAGAGACCACUGAAAUGGGCAGGAGAAGUAGUGACAAACAAAGACCUCAUUCGACUUAUAGGAACAGAGAAGGGAGGAAGGAUACCAAGUCUAAAACAGGAUCAGCAUCUCGGUCUAGUGCUAAUACAGUGAAAAGGCCUGAUAAGAAAUCAAUGAUUGCAUCAAGUAGCAGCUCUUCAACAUGUCGCACAAGGAAGCCGGUCGCACGUAAAGCACCUAGUAAUUCGAGGGAGAAGGCAGUGUCCAGUAGAAGUCGCAAGAACUCAACUAUUGAUGACAUUGUGGCAUAUGAGCUGCACAGAGAGUUCAUACAAGUUGAUGGUCCAUCCACUGAACAUAGCGCAACACCUAGUGAUGAAAGCUGCCAAAGUGUUGUUGAUUGGGACACAGAGCCUAGCAUUGAUGGCAUUCGGGAAGAUUUGAGUGAAUCCUAUGAAGCUUCAGUGACUACCAGCUCUGCGGAAAGAACCGAUUCAGCUAACGGAGAUCCUUUUCACCCAUCGACACACUUAGUAUCAAAAAAUGAAGUUGAAAUAAAAGACGAGAUGAGUCUGCUUCUCCUAAGUGAUCAACCAUUCCUUACCCGGGCAGCAGAACUCAUUGGCAUCGGCGAACCGGGGCAUCUGAUCAACCGAUAUAAAGGUAUCCGCAAGGCCCAGAUGGGUAACCAUGAGCUUUUCGUGGACACCGCAACAGAGCAGCUGGAGCGGAAGCAUCGUCAGCGAAACAGCUUGUGUUACACAGGAAUUUGGAGCCAGAAAUGCAGAACAGCACCAUACUUCUCACUGGAGGCAUUGCUGACAGAUAUUCGCGAUGCGACUCGAAAGCUGAGCAUCUAUACCGAAGACGACGAUGGCUGCACUACAAAAGACACACUAUACAUGAAACUGGAGAAGGAUCUGAGAUGCACAGAUGCGUCGAUCAACAGCGUGUGGGAUAUGGGCUGGGAAGAUUGGAUUUUCAUGGAGGAAACACAAUGCUUCAUAAGAGAUGUUGGGGAGAGCAUUUUAUCAGGGCUUAUCGAAGAAGCUGCUCUGGACAUGUGGGUACAUUGAUCUGGGAAAAUGAAGCCUAGGUGGUUCUUGCGUUCUUGGAGAAUUUCUAGCUUUGUUCUCCACUUGGCUGGCACUUCUCAUGAUUUCCAGUUUCCAGUUUGUAUCUAUCUUGUGUUACAUUUCACCUGUGUAAAAAAUGAAAAAUGUGCAAUGAUUUAGAGAGUUGCCUAAAGAAGUGAUGGAGUUGUCUUCACCAAGAAACAAUUGUAAUUUGUGCACAAGGUAUGAAGGCAUGAUGAAUAGACAAAGAGCAAUGUUUCGUUUCA
This is a messenger RNA of Oryza sativa Japonica Group (Japanese rice), 2744 nucleotides long. RefSeq lists its product as uncharacterized. NCBI's taxonomy places the organism in Eukaryota, Viridiplantae, Streptophyta, Magnoliopsida, Poales, Poaceae. The record is from RefSeq and is a predicted model, not a curated record.